ACUCUGCGCAGGAGGAAGAUCACAUCUCCAGCCUUCAGACUGAGCUCCAGGCGCCCGCUGCCACUGAAGUCAAACACCACCUAACAUACACGCACACGCAGAAAAGGGCACACAAGCCAGAAACACACACACACAUACACACCAACGGGGAAAAAGAGAACGGAUCCUGAGUAAAACCAAACUGCAGCUGUCAAGAUGGCCAUGAAAGACCUUUUGAAAGAUGACAAUAUCAAAAAAGCCCUUGAUCAAUUCAAAGCCGAGGACAGUUUCGACCAUAAAAAGUUCUUUGAUGUGGUUGGACUGAAGGCUCUGUCUGCUGACGGUGUGAAGAUGGUCUUCCAAGCUCUCGACGUGGACGCCAGCGGCUUCAUUGAGGAGGAGGAGCUAAAGUUUGUGCUGAAGGGUUUUUCUGCAGAUGGCAGAGAUCUUACCGAUAAGGAGACUAAAGCAUUCCUCGUUGCCGCCGACAAGGAUGGAGACGGGAAAAUUGGCAUAGAUGAAUUUGAGGCUUUGGUGCACGAAUAAAAGGUCAAUAUUUGGCAACACAUCACGCCACAACUCUCCUGUGAAUACCUACAGCCAGUUGUAGUGUAUGUCUCUACACAUCAUGCCACGAGCCAGGAGCUGAAUCCGCCUCCCUUAAUCACAUUUAUUUAUUAAAAUUUUCUUUUUUAUAUACAAACUCUGUACAUGUAAACCGAUUUAGUUCUCUCAUAAAAGGCGUUAGAUUCCUGCACUGCUUUGACCUUCCACCUUUUAUUUUUGGUUCAUUUUGGCUGUUUCUCUUUCUGUUUAUUCCUCAAAAAGCUUCUUCUUUGUUCUCCUUGUCAUCUGUCCUACAGUACCAUCCCUGUUUUGCUCCUCUCUUGUGAUAGAGUCACUGAGCAUGGUGAAUUCCAGAAGAGAAUGAUGAGAUGAAAUGAGAGAAUAAAAUAUUUAAGAGAGAAAUCAAAUAAAGCCAUGUGUUGAGAAAAA
Xyrauchen texanus (razorback sucker) is the source of this 975-nucleotide messenger RNA. Its product is annotated as parvalbumin-7-like. The coding region runs from base 196 to 525 and encodes 109 amino acids. Lineage: Eukaryota; Metazoa; Chordata; Actinopteri; Cypriniformes; Catostomidae. The record is from RefSeq and is a predicted model, not a curated record. Gene Ontology annotation, molecular function: calcium ion binding. Gene Ontology annotation, cellular component: nucleus; cytoplasm. The transcript is spliced from 5 exons.